Molecule: messenger RNA, 1770 nt
Organism: Effrenium voratum
Lineage: Eukaryota; Dinophyceae; Suessiales; Symbiodiniaceae
Source: the annotation of a GenBank genome assembly
AUGGGCGACUGGGAAGAGCUCAUAGCACAGGAGCAGCAGGAGCUCCUGCGGCUGAGCGUGCAGCAACACGAGGCCCUGCGACAGGCCUGCGUUGGCGCCUUCAGCCGGCUCCGCAGCGGGCGGAAGGCCUGCGAGCGGAAGGCAGCGCUGGAGACAGACGUCAAGCGCGGUCCGCAGGUGGAGGUAGUUCAACAUGAGGCGAGGAUCGGAGCGGAGGGACAUAGCCUGGCGGAGAACUGCGCCACUGUGCAGCCCACGGUAGACGGGGACCCCAUGCUGCCUAAGUUCAGCCUGCCGCAGCUCAGCGACAAAGGCUCCCCAGUGACCAUCGCAAAAUCACGGAGCGCCGAGACACUGCAGAUGCUGGAGGCCCUGCCGAUGCCCCGGCCCAGCGAGAUGCGCCAGGUGGGAGCCCGGGAGCUGCGAGUGGACCUGCAGCUCACGGAGACCUCCGAGGGAACCUUCCGCCACGUGGCAAAGCGCUUGAAGCCCCACAUGGACUACAUCGCUGGCGUACUGGUGCUGAUGAACUCAGUGAUCAUGGCCGUGGAGUUGGAGCUGGAGGGCCGUGCCAACGGCCACGCGCUGGACCUGUCGCCGAGCACGAACUGGGAGGCCAUGAAGCCCGCCUUCCGCGUGCUGGACGUGAUGUUCGUCUACAUCUUUCUGGCGGAGUUGCUGGUGCGUGUGGUGGCGGAUUGCCAAAGGUUCCACAGGUCUGCAUAUAAUUGGUUCGACCUCAUGCUGGUCCUGGUCGGCUUCUUUGACGUGUAUGUGAUUAUGCCGAUGUCGGACAGCAACUCCGCGGCCCGGAACAUCACGCUGCUGCGCCUCUUCCGCACCUUGAAGUCCCUGCGAUCCCUGCGGAUGGUGAGGACCCUGAGGCUCUUCCGGGGGCUCCGGGUCCUGGUGAACGCCUGCCAGACGUUUCUGCCGUCCCUGGCCUGGUCCAUGCUGCUGCUCUUCGUGCUCAUGUCCAUGAGUGCCCUCAUCCUGGGCAACCUCCUCCAAGAGUUCGUCACGGAGGAUUCGGGGCCACUGGAGGACCGACAAUGGGUAUGGACUCACUAUGGUACUGCGCUUCGUUCACUGUGGACGAUUUACGAGAUCACUUUCGCAGGGAAUUGGCCAACCAGGGCCAGCCCGGUGAUCGACAAGGUGAACCCUUGGUAUGUGAUGUUCUACGCCACCUACGUGACCCUCAUUGUAUUUGCCAUCAUCCGCGUAAUCACUGCGAUCUUUUUGAAGGACACGCUGGAUGCGGCGGUGAACGACGCCGAACACAUCAUGGCGGAGAGUGCGAAGAAGAAGGCCCAGUACGUGAAACGUUUGGAGGGCAUCUUCCAAGCCAUCGACGAGUACGGGGACGGGAUGAUCACCCAAGAGAGGCUGCAGGACAUGCUGGCCAACCCGAAGGUGCGAGCCUACUUCCAGAUCCUGGAUGUCGAUGUGCAUGAGAGCGCGGCGCUUUUUCAUCUCCUUGAUGAUGGAGAUGGCAAGGUUACACUUGAGGAGUUUAUAGACGGGAUCACACGAUGCAAGGGCCCGGCGAGGGCCAUAGAUCAGGUGUCUAUGCAGUCCGACCUAAAGAGCCUGGACAGAAAGCUCACAAAGCUGGGGCGAUUGCUUCAGGACGUGUUCGUUGCUUCCAAGGGCAUUUCCCACACCUGGGACCUUGAGGCUGCGAAAGGCAAAGACUUGAAAGUCUUCAGGAUGAACUCUGGGGGUGCGGGCGCGGGUGGCUUUAACCGCAUCGUCAGCCCUUUCUGA